GUAUUGUAGCACAUUAGAAGCGUGUGAGUUUUCCUGGCACACAUCACAUUUAAUUAAUUUCAUUAGAAAGAUGUAUUACACGGCGCAGUUUAAUGAAAAAACACAAUUUACAGUUCGAUUUAGAAUUGAAGGAAGAAAACACAUUUUGAAAGAAACAUUUGAAUCUGGUGCAUAAAAUAAAUUGUGAUCGUUGGCCAUUGAUUUUGAUGUUUCUAUCCAUAAAUAAUGCAAUUAAACAAAUCAUUAUCUCCAACUGAAAAUACAUACAUUUCCCACGCAAAAAUAUCAUCAUUCGCAUUUGGUUGAGCGAAGAAAAAAACAAAUCGGCUUUCUAUUGGAAUAACAUUUAAAGUAAUGUGCUUUUAUCCGUGCAAACGGACUAUUGAUUUGUGAAAAUGUUUUUUAAUGGUGAAAUUGAUGUGCCUUAUUUAAAUGAUCAUUUGCUGACGAUUCGACGAAAAUGCUGAUUUAUUUUGAUGAUUAAAGUGGCAAGAGUUUGUGAAAAAAAAAACGUGUAAGAAGUCUUGACGAUUUCAUCAGUUGGUUCCUUCUCACCGCACGUACAAUAUUACCAAAGUAUCGCAUCUGCUUGCUGUCCGUCACAUUACCGCGUGUAUUUCAGAUGCCGUGUGCUAUACGGUUUCUCUUCUCUAUCUCUCUUCCUUUCUUUCUCGUUCUAUGCUUCCAAAUGUGCAUGCACGUUGCCGUGACUGUGAGUGUGUGUGUGUGCGUAGACCAAAAAUGGUUCACAUACGAACGGCAAUACGCUUUGCAUGUGUUGAGGCAGACUUUUCAAUUCUUCUCGUCGUUUGUGUUCUAUUCACAAUUCGUCACUUUGUUAUGCCGAACAUUCAUUUAUAUGAAUGGGAUUGUUGUUAGAAUGCGACCAGUAGAGAAAUGUAACCAGUAGAAAAAAAAAACAUACAGCUCAAAUAAUCGCUCCGCGUAGUUUUGGUUGAACAGUACAAUAGAGAAAAGCCACUAAUAAACAAUACCAUCACGCAAACCAAUUUUUCAACCAAAUUCAGCGGUGAAUAUGUAAUUAAAGUGAUCAAUUCGUGUUUCUAUCGUCAAUCCACAUUUUUUUAAAUUUAGAAGUUUGUUAGACAACUACACAGAGAUAUACAGACAACAGUGGAUAGGAUAUUAAAAAAAAGCAAAUAUGCCGACAGCAAAUAAUUUACAAUCACCGACUGAGGCACCAUUGGUGAGUCCAUCGAGUGAGGUGGUGCCAGCCACAGAUUUAGAUAGUGCGGACAAUGGAAAAGUUAAAAUGAAGAAGCAAUUAGGAUUAGUUGAAGGCACAGCAAUCAUUUUGGGCAUCAUUUUUGGAUCAGGAAUUUUUGUGUCACCAAAGGGUGUUAUCAAGGAAGUAAAUGCGGUCGGAACAUCGCUGAUUAUUUGGGUGAUCUGCGGUUUUCUGUCGAUGAUCGGCGCACUUUGUUAUGCUGAAUUGGGAACAGCACUUCCAAUUUCAGGCGGUGAUUAUGCAUAUAUAAACGAGGCAUACGGCGGAUUUCCCGCUUUUCUCUAUUUAUGGGAUGCUUUAUUCAUUUUUGUACCGACGACGAACGCUAUCAUGGGAUUAACCUUUUCAAACUAUGUACUCCAGCCAUUCUUUGAAGAUUGUGAUGUUCCAGUGGAAGCAGCACAACUUUUAGCUGCCGCAACUAUUUGUUUCCUCACAUUCAUCAAUUGCUAUGAUGUAAAGUUCACAACAAAGCUUCAGAAUGUCUUUAUGUUCACCAAAAUUGCGGCACUCGUUAUUGUCAUCAUUGUUGGGGUAAUCUACAUGUCAAUGGGAAACAUGCAAAAUUUCGAUAAGCCGUUUGCAAAUACAGAAACCGAUCCGGGAAAACUAUCGAUUGCAUUUUAUUCGGGAAUUUUCUCGUAUGCCGGAUGGAAUUACUUGAACUUUAUGACGGAAGAAUUGAGAGAACCGUACAAAAAUCUACCUCGUGCUAUUUACAUAUCAUUGCCAUUGGUGACGGCAAUCUAUGUUCUGGCAAAUAUGGCAUAUUUGGCAGUUUUAUCAAGAAACGAAAUGCUUGCCUCGAACGCUAUCGCCGUGACAUUUGGAAAUAAAUUGUUGACAUAUGGUGCCUGGGUGAUUCCACUGAUGGUGGCCAUUUCAGCGUUUGGUGGCCUUUGCGUGCACAUUAUGGCAUCAUCUCGAAUGUGCUUUGUCGGUGCUCGAAACGGUCAUAUGCCGUCUUUGCUGUCACACAUCAAUGUUAAAACAUUCACACCAGUGCCAUCGCUUGUUUUUCUGUGUAUUUUAUCACUGUUCAUGCUGAUAAUUAGCGAUGUCCAUGUACUGAUAACGUACAGUAUGAUUGUGGAAUCAUUCUUCAUUAUGCUUUCAGUGUCGUCGGUGUUGUAUUUCCGAUAUAAGCGACCGAACAUGAAUCGACCAAUCAAAUUGCCACUCAUCAUACCAAUCGCAUUCACUAUAAUCAGUGCAUUUUUAAUGGUCGUUCCAUGCUAUGUUGCUCCGUACGAAGUUUCCAUGGGCAUUUUGAUUACCGUUGCUGGCAUCCCAGUCUAUUAUUUUGGCGUUGUUUGGAAGAACAAACCGAAAUUCGUUCAAGAUGCCAUCGACAAUGUGACGAUUUUCUGUCAAAAAUUCUUGCUAUCUGCCAAAGAAGAAUGUGAUUAACCAGAUUUGAAUGUUUUAUGACAAGAGCAAUUAACACAGUCGCCGAAACUGAUACUCAUUUGUAUUGGAUAUUGAAAUCGAUCACUGCAUCAAAAGACAAUAGUAAUGAUAGUACACGCUUCGAUUUUGAAUCUCUGUGUCGAAUCAUAUUGGAAUAGUUCGAGUCUAAAAAUAUUUUUUUAUCUUCUGAAAUUAUGUUUAAUUAAAUCAGCAAGCAAACAAUUGUUCAUAUUUCUCACAAAUUUCUCAAUCAUUUGUUUCAAUGUAUGUGACAUGCAACAAGUGCUAAGGUCAGAUAAUUAGAAUUCCCAUCAUCACGUUUUUUUUUUAUCGUAGUUGUUUUCGUUUCAUUUAUUACUUAAUUUGUUUUUUUUUUUUUAAAUCUGAGAAAUUUAAGUCUACAGUACAAGUAAUUGUAAAACAGAUGUAAAAAUGAACAGAUUUAAACUAAAGAGAGAUCAUCUUAAAAUUAAGAAUCGAUUUAUUUAGGAAUGAAAGUUGUAUAUGUAUUUUUGAAUUCUCUGAUCACAAUCACAAUAUAUAUUUUAACAAAAUAUUGAAUUGCAGCGAAUUUCGCAAUGGAGUGUGUCAAUUAUAAUUUACGUCUAAAGGACGCUAAUAAAGAGAAUCGCUGCAAAGCCUAUUACCACCAACUUUAUUCAAAA
Molecule: messenger RNA, 3324 nt
Organism: Sitodiplosis mosellana (orange wheat blossom midge)
Lineage: Eukaryota; Metazoa; Arthropoda; Insecta; Diptera; Cecidomyiidae
Gene: gb
Product: Y+L amino acid transporter 2
Exons: 11
Coding region: 1163-2659 (498 amino acids)
Biological process (GO): amino acid transmembrane transport
Cellular component (GO): membrane
Molecular function (GO): L-amino acid transmembrane transporter activity
Source: RefSeq, a predicted model, not a curated record